Messenger RNA from Syngnathoides biaculeatus (alligator pipefish), 8663 nucleotides. Its product is annotated as myosin-6-like. The transcript is spliced from 3 exons. The record is from RefSeq and is a predicted model, not a curated record. Gene Ontology annotation, molecular function: ATP binding; actin filament binding; cytoskeletal motor activity. Gene Ontology annotation, cellular component: myosin complex. Lineage: Eukaryota; Metazoa; Chordata; Actinopteri; Syngnathiformes; Syngnathidae. The coding region runs from base 2595 to 8444 and encodes 1949 amino acids.
UGUUAUUUGUACUGACAAGUAAGUUUUGUAUUUGGAAGGCUUUGGGGUUGUGAGCUCCAAAGCAAGACACAGGAAGAGGACAUGUUUUUGGUUUAUUUGUCGGAGGCACAAUAAUUAAUUAUUUCUUUGGAAUUGACAAAAGGACAACAUUGUACUCUUACAAAUUUUUAGGCAAAUAUUUUGUGGAUUUUAAAGUAAAUUGAUACGAUUGAUCAAUAUAAUACAAAUGUUUUUUUUUAACAAACAUCUCAAUCGAUACAGAAUUUUUUAGGAAAAUUUACCAUAAUUUCCGGCUUAUACGACGCAACUUUUUUCACACGCUUUCAACCCUGCGGUUUAUGCGGUGAUGCAGCUAAUUUGUGCAUUUUUUCUAACGGCCGCAAGGGGGGCACUCGAGCGGAAAGGUAAGAGUGAGACUGAAUAUAUGUGCCGAGGAAGUGACUUUUACCGAUCCAGCCCUGUUCGCGUGGCACUAACGUUAGCGCUGGCAUUACCGCGUCGCUAGCUUUAGCGCAGCGGCACUAGCGUUAAACUCUCUGUGUACCGUCUUUCUUUGUAAAUAUCUCGUGUUUCAAUGUGAGUUUCAAUGUGGGCACUUGCAGGUUUUACACAGCUGCGGCGUAUCUAUGUACCAAAUGGUAUUUCCUUUACAAAUACACUGGGUGAAGGUUAUAACCAGGUGGACUCCGUAAGCCGGGAAUUACGGUAUGUAAAAUACAAUUUUCCAAACUAUUAUCCAUAAUAAUUUCAAGACAUUUGACAAUGUUUUAAAGAACUUAAAAUGCAGAUUGUGGGUCAUAUUUACUCAAAUCAAAAGCAAUUUUAAUGAAAAUCAUAAUUACAUUUUGAUAUAGGACCCCUAAUUCAAGGGUGGCCACUACGCUAAUCACGAGCCGGUGAUUUAUUUAUUUUUUUUGUCUGAUGUCAAUUAACAGCGAGCUUAGUGUGUGCGCUACUGAAGAAGCAAUCGUUCGUGUUGAUUUUAUUCUACUGAGGCAGCAACCAGAAAUAAGUUUACAAGACAAAGAGUGUCAAUAGUAAGGAACUAAUGUGCAAUACACUGUUCCAAAUAAACCCCAUCCUCGAAAACAAAUUUGCUCGCGUUCCUUCCUUGCUGCCAUGUCAAGAUGUGGAAAUCUGUGAAGGAAGUUAGCCGAGAUGACAACCUCAGCCACAGAAGAAUCAUCUCCUCUGCCUGUCCUGACCAGUCAGAUGACCGAAGGAGAAAUUGUUAACACCAUAGAUAUCAUAUAUAACAGAUGGAGCUUGGAUUUAAAAAGAGAAUGGCAUUUUCAUUUCCAUUGAGACUUUCUGGUCCGGCAGCCUUGGUUCAAUCCCCACUCAGUGACUGAAGGUGUUGAGUGGCGCCAACUGCUAACUGCCACACAGACUGGCAACCAGUUCAGUGUCUAGUCUGCCUUUAGCAGAAGUUAGCUGGGAUAGGCUACAGCAUUCCCGUGACCCGUGUCAGGAUAAGCAAGUUGGAAAAUGGUUGGAUAGAAUGAGCAAAGCAAAUUUAUUUGCAUAGUGCAUUUCAUACAUCAAGGUAAAUCAAUGUGCUUUCCAUGAUUAAAAGCAUUUCAAUACAAAAGCGACAAAAAAAAAAUUCAGAAUUUUUAACAACUUUCAUGCAGUUUGUUUGAAACAUUACCCGCGGGUCUGAUUACUAAAAAAUAGAAAUAAAUCCAUGUGAAACUUUCUGCUUGAAUGGGUUGUUUUCACUGACAUCACAUUUUUUGCUGAAUUACACAUACACCACUGCGCGCCGCCAUUUAACCUCUCAACCUAACGCGUAUAAGUGUGGAAGUCUCCGGAAUGCUCCUGGUUAGUUUGUGUUUUUGUGUUUCAAGGGCAUCUCGGUACUCAAGUACACAAGAGAGGACGCUUCUUCUGACUUAUGUUCGACAACUCUUGCCAAUUCGCUGAAGCUUUUUCCAGAGUUGCUAGUCGGUGCGCUCUUCAAAGUCUCGCGAUCCGGUUCAGAAGUCCAGCUACGUAAGCGGGGACAUCGUCUAAUGCUUCCGACGAAAGAUUUUGGACGUGCUGCGGCUCUGUGCUUCACGGAGAUUUAGCUUUGUGGACGACUGCCAGAAGCUGUUAUAACGCUGCCCGGACUCAACCUCCAUCGUGUUGAUGUGUCGCCAAGCUAGCAAGUUUGAUCGAUACUCUUUUCAGAAGGCCAACAUCACAGUCAAGAUCCUUUUUUGUUCGUCACUUGAAAGAGUCGAGAAUUUUGUGAAAUAAUGGAUUUGUUUAUUCUUUUGUCUUUCUGCCAGUCAUCAAAUUUUAAACAAACAUUUUGCUUUGCUUGUGGUGAACUAAUACACAGGUUAUACUUUUUGGGAAAAAAAAAAUGGAGUUUGCCUCGAUAUUAAAAAAUAAUAUUCCACCGCCUUUCGUUUUCCGUGUUUGCAUACAGGUAAGUGCUCUUUUUCCAUAUAGAGUAAAAGAUCAAGGGCACAAUACUGUGUCUUUGUGACGCAGUCCUGAGUCCCAUGAUGUGUGUAUGCCUGGUAGCCUAACCAGUCGGGGCUUGAUGUGCUGUCGGUCGAAUCUUCAAUAAAUGCAGUUGGAAACAUCCACCUCGUCUUUGUAUGAGUAACGGAGCUCAGGGAUCGAAAAUGGCCGCUGUUCGAGGCAGCACAACAGACGCAGCAAUGGGCGAAUUCGGGAAGGCAGCUCCCUACCUCAGGAAGUCGGAGAAGGAGCGUCUGGAAGCUCAGACUAGGCCAUUCGACAUCAAGACAGAAUGCUUUGUGGUGGACGACAAGGUGGAGUACAUGAAGGGACAAAUCCAGAGCAAAGAGGGUGGUAUGGUAAAGGUGAAGAAGGAGGACGGGACGACGGUGAGUGUGAAGGAGGCUGACAUCCACCCGCAAAAUCCGCCUAAAUUUGACAAGAUUGAAGACAUGGCGAUGUUCACCUUCCUCCAUGAACCAGCGGUGCUGUUUAACCUGAAGGAGCGCUACGCUGCCUGGAUGAUCUACACCUACUCUGGCCUCUUCUGCGUUACCGUCAACCCGUACAAGUGGCUCCCUGUCUAUGACGCUGAGGUGGUGGCAGCCUACAGAGGAAAGAAGAGGACCGAAGCUCCCCCCCACAUUUUCUCCAUCUCCGACAACGCUUACCAGUACAUGCUGACAGAUCGGGAAAACCAGUCCGUCCUUAUCACUGGAGAAUCCGGAGCUGGCAAGACAGUCAACACCAAGCGGGUCAUCCAGUACUUUGCCAGCAUCGCAGCCGUCGGCGGGGCAGGCAAAAAGGACUCUAGCAAGGGGACUCUGGAGGAUCAGAUCAUCCAGGCCAAUCCAGCUCUGGAGGCCUUCGGCAACGCCAAAACCCUGAGGAACGACAACUCCUCCCGGUUUGGAAAGUUUAUCAGAAUUCACUUUGGGACCAGCGGUAAGUUGUCAUCCGCUGACAUUGAAACAUACUUGCUAGAGAAGUCGCGCGUCACCUUUCAGCUCAAAGCGGAGAGGAACUACCACAUCUUCUAUCAAAUCCUGUCCAACCAAAAGCCGGAUCUGCUAGAAUUGCUCCUGAUCACCAACAACCCGUACGACUACUCCUACAUCUCCCAAGGAGAAGUUACAGUUGCCUCUAUCAACGACUCAGAGGAGCUGAUGGCCACAGACAGCGCUUUUGAUGUGCUGGGGUUCACAAGUGAAGAGAAGAUGGGCGUUUACAAGCUGACGGGCGCCAUCAUGCACUAUGGCAACCUAAAGUUCAAGCAGAAGCAGCGGGAGGAGCAAGCCGAGCCCGACGGGACGGAGGCGGCAGACAAGUCUGCUUACCUGAUGGGCCUUAACUCCGCUGACCUCAUCAAAGGGUUGUGCCACCCUCGAGUCAAGGUAGGGAAUGAGUAUGUGACCAAAGGCCAGAGUGUGGACCAAGUCUAUUAUGCCAUUGGCGCCCUGGCAAAGUCAGUGUAUGAGAAGAUGUUCAACUGGAUGGUUGUCAGGAUCAACCAGUCCCUUGACACCAAGCAGCACCGGCAGUACUUCAUAGGGGUGCUUGACAUUGCAGGCUUCGAGAUCUUUGAUUUCAACACUUUUGAGCAAUUGUGCAUCAACUUCACCAAUGAGAAACUCCAACAGUUUUUCAACCACCAUAUGUUUGUCCUGGAGCAAGAGGAGUACAAGAAAGAGGGAAUCGAUUGGGAGUUUAUCGACUUUGGGAUGGACUUGCAGGCUUGUAUUGAUCUCAUUGAGAAACCGCUGGGGAUUAUGUCCAUUCUGGAGGAAGAAUGCAUGUUCCCCAAAGCCAGCGACCAGACCUUCAAAUCCAAGCUCUACGACAAUCAUCUGGGCAAGAACAAAAUGUUUGAGAAGCCCCGAGCUGCCAAAGGAAAAGCAGAGGCUCAUUUCGCCCUUGUCCAUUAUGCCGGCACCGUAGACUACAACAUUACAAACUGGCUGGUGAAGAACAAAGAUCCACUCAAUGAAACAGUUGUUGGUCUCUAUCAGAAGUCCUCACUCAAGCUUCUGAGUUUGUUAUUUUCGAGUUACUCAGGUGCUGACGGUGCUGACAAAGGGGGCAAAGGAGCCAAGAAGAAGGGGUCUUCCUUCCAGACGGUGUCAGCUCUUCACAGAGAGAACCUCAACAAGCUGAUGACAAAUCUAAAGACAACACAUCCUCAUUUUGUACGCUGCCUUAUUCCAAACGAGCGGAAGACUCCAGGAGUCAUGGACAACUGUCUAGUCAUGCACCAGUUGCGUUGCAACGGUGUUCUGGAGGGCAUCCGAAUUUGCAGAAAAGGUUUCCCAAACCGCGUCCUCUAUGGAGACUUCAAACAGAGGUACCGGAUCCUUAAUGCCUCCGCCAUCCCUGAGGGUCAGUUCAUGGACUGCAAGAAAAGCGCUGAGAAGCUGCUCUCAUCUUUGGACAUCGACCACACACAGUACAAGUUUGGCCACACCAAAGUCUUUUUCAAAGCUGGCCUGCUGGGUACUCUGGAGGAGAUGCGAGAUGAACAGCUCUCCAGAAUUAUCACCAGAAUCCAGGCAAACGCUCGUGCACUACUCAUGAGGGCCCAGUUUGCAAAGCUAGUCGAGCGCAGAGAUGCCCUCAUGGUCAUUCAGUGGAACCUUCGGUCUUUCCUGAGUGUGAAGAACUGGCCAUGGAUGAAGCUCUUCUUCAAGAUCAAACCCCUGCUGAAGAGUGCAGAGUCUGAGAAAGAAAUGGCCAACAUGAAGGAUGAGUUCAACAAGCUGAAGGAAGCCCUGGAAAAAUCAGAAACACGUCGCAAGGAAUUAGAGGAGAAGAUAGUGAGUCUCCUUCAAGAAAAGAACGAUUUGACUCUGCAAAUUCAAUCAGAGCAAGACACUCUCACCGAUGCUGAAGAACGAUGCGAUCAGCUCAUCAAGAGCAAGAUACAACUGGAGGCCAAGCUCAAGGAGACAAAUGAGAGACUGGAGGAUGAAGAAGAACUGAAUGCAGACCUCACAGCGAAGAAACGGAAAUUGGAAGAUGAGUGUUCCGAGUUAAAGAAAGAUAUUGAUAAUCUUGAGCUCACAUUGGCCAAAGUUGAGAAAGAAAAACACGCCACGGAGAAUAAGGUAAGGAACCUAACUGAGGAGAUGGCAUCUCAGGAUGAGAACAUACUGAAGCUGACCAAAGAGAAGAAAGCACUGCAGGAGGCUCACCAGCAAACUCUGGAUGACCUUCAGAGUGAGGAGGACAAAGCCAACAGCUUGAAUAAAUCCAAAGUGAAGCUGGAACAGCAAGUGGAUGACCUGGAAGGCUCCUUGGAACAGGAAAAGAAGGUUCGAAUGGAGCUGGAACGCUCCAAGAGAAAGCUGGAGGGGGAUGUGAAGCUAACUCAGGAGAGCUUGAUGGAUUUAGAAAAUGACAAGCAGCAACUGGAGGAGAAGCUUAAGAAAAAGGACUUUGAGACAGCCCAGAUUAGUUCCAGACUGGAGGAUGAGCAGGUCGCUUCUGGACAGCUACAGAAAAAACUGAAGGAAAACCAGGCAAGGAUCGAGGAGCUAGAGGAAGAGCUGGACGCUGAGCGUGCAGCACGAGCCAAAGUAGAAAAGCAACGCUCUGAUCUUUCCCGCGAGCUAGAGGACAUCAGCGAACGUUUGGAGGAAGCAGGAGGGGCUUCGUCGGCUCAGGUGGAGCUCAACAAGAGAAGAGACACUGAAUUCCAGAAGUUGCGCAGGGAAUUGGAGGAGUCCACCCUCCAACAUGAGGCUAUCGCUGCCACCCUGAGGAAGAAGCAUGCUGAUAGCGUCGCUGAACUAGGUGAGCAGAUUGAUAACCUCCAGCGAGUCAAGCAGAAACUGGAGAAGGAAAAAAGUGAGCUGAAGCUAGAACUGGACGACUUUGCAUCCAGCAUGGAGAGCAUGGCCAAGACCAAAUCCAAUGUUGAAAAGCUCUGCCGAACAAUGGAAGACACCGUGACUGAGUACAAGGGCAAAUAUGAGGAGGCUCAGCGGUCCGUCAACGAUUUGACUACCCAGAGGGCCAAACUGCUCGCAGAGAAUGGCGAGUUUGGACGGCAAAUGGAGGAGAAGGACUGCUUGAUCUCACAGCUUACGCGAGGAAAGAACUCAUAUAACCAACAAGUAGAAGACCUUCGCAGACAACUGGAAGAGGAAGUCAAGGCGAAAAAUGCACUGGCGCAUGCCGUGCAGUCUGCCCGCCACGACUGCGAUCUCCUCCGAGAACAGUUUGAAGAGGAGCAAGAAGCCAAGGCUGAGCUGCAGAGGGCGCUGUCUAAAUCCAACGCUGAUGUCUCGGCAUGGAGGAACAAGUAUGAAACUGAUGCCAUCCACAGAACUGAGGAGCUGGAAGAAGCAAAAAAGAAACUGGUUCAGAGAUUGCAGGAGGCUGAGGAGGCCAUUGAAGCAGCAAAUGCCAAGUGUUCGUCACUUGAGAAAACCAAGCACCGGCUUCAAAAUGAGAUCGAGGACUUGAUGCUGGACCUGGAGCGGUCUAAUGCAGCUUCAGCAGGGCUGGAUAAAAAACAACGAGCUUUCGACAAAGUCCUGGCAGAAUGGAAACAAAAGUUUGAGGAGUCUCAAUGUGAGCUGGAGGCCUCUCAGAAGGAGGCGCGAACUUUCAGCACUGAACUCUUUAAAAUGAAAAAUGCAUAUGAGGAGUGCCUGGAUCAUCUGGAAACCAUGAAAAGAGAGAACAAGAACCUGCAGGAAGAGAUCUCAGACCUAAACGACCAGCUCGGGGAGGGUGGCAGAAGUGCUUGUGAACUAGAAAAGAUGAGGAAGCAGUUGGAGCAAGAAAAGGCAGAACUUCAGUCAGCACUGGAAGAGGCUGAAGGCUCUCUGGAGCAUGAAGAGAGUAAAAUUCUACGAGCUCAAUUGGAGUUUAACCAAGUGAAGGCCGACAUGGAGCGGAAAAUGGCGGAGAAGGAUGAGGAAAUGGAGCAGGCGAAGAGAAACUACCAGCGUGUGGUGGAAUCGCUCCAGUCCUCUCUAGAGUCUGAGACCAGGAGUCGUAACGAAGCGCUGAGAGUGAGAAAGAAGAUGGAAGGUGACCUCAACGAGAUGGAAAUCCAGCUGAGCCAAGCAAACAGGCAAGCAGUUGAUGCACAGAAACAACUCAAGAGCCUUCAGGCAUUCCUGAAGGACACUCAAUUGCAACAGGACGACUUGCAGCAUGUGAACGAUGACCUGCGGGAGAACAUUGCCGUCUUUGAACGUCGGAACAAUUUGAUCCAGGCGGAACUAGAGGAGGUGAGGGCUGCUCUUGAGCAGACAGACAGAAGCCGUAAACUGGCCGAGCAGGAACUGACCGACUCUACAGAGCGCACACAGCUCCUCCACUCUCAGAACACCAGCCUGAUCAACCAGAAGAAGAAGUACGAAGCAGACCUAAUGCACCUGCAAAGUGAAAUGGAGGAAGUGGUCCAAGAGAAUCGCAACGCCGAGGAAAAGGCAAAAAAGGCCAUCACAGAUGCAGCCAUGAUGGCUGAAGAACUGAAAAAGGAGCAAGACACCAGCGCGCAUUUGGAGCGCAUGAAGAAGAACAUGGAACAGACCAUCAAAGACCUCCAGCACCGAUUAGAUGAGGCUGAACAGAUCGCCACGAAAGGUGGCAAGAAACAGCUCCAGAAACUAGAGGUUCGGAUCAAAGAUCUGGAGAACGAGCUGGAAACAGAGCAGCGCAGAGGAAUCGAGUCCAUCAAAGGGGUCCGCAAGUAUGAACGCCGGAUCAAAGAACUCACUUACCAGACAGAGGAAGACCGUAAGAAUGUAGCUCGACUCCAGGACUUGGUGGACAAGCUGCAGGUGAAAGUCAAAUCAUACAAGCGUGCAGCAGAGGAGGCCGAAGAGGCUGCCAACAACAACGCGGCCAAAGUUCGCAAGCUGCAACACGAGCUGGAAGAAGCGCAGGAGAGAGCUGAUGUGGCUGAGAGCCAAGUCAACAAGCUGAGGGCCAAGACCAGGGACGGGGGCCACAAGAAGAAUCUGGAAGACUGACUCACAAGCUUCUGUGUUUGUGGCGACAACAUUAAGAGGAAGUAUGAUGACGUCAGUUGACUUUACUUUGAAGAACAACACCGAUUGUGACAUGAUUCUUAUGACGAUGAUUAAUGAUAUUCACAGUUUGCACUCAAAGACAACAGGUGGCCAAUAUCAUGCGGCUUCCUGAAAAUUCACAUCACAACACAAUCUGACGUCACAAGGGAAGUUGUACUG